AUGUUAUUCCUAUCUACCUCGAUCUGUUCUUAUCUAUCUAUCUAUCUAUCUAUCUAUCUAUCGGUCUGUAUCUAUCUAUCUAUCUAUCUAUCUAUCUAUCUAUCUAUCUAUAAAAAGAAUCUCGGCCCGGUCGGAUCUGUAUCUUUGCUCAGACAUCAUUCAAAAAUAAAUAAAUACCAUCUAUAUCUAUUUUCUAUCUAUCUAUCUAUCUAUCUAUCGGUCUGUAUCUAUCUAUCUAUCUAUCUAUCAUGCAUGUUUUACAAUCAUUAUGAAAAUAAAGUACUGAUUCUUUUCAUUUGUCUGUAUACAUGUGACCGUAGAGUUUUUUUUCUGAAGUUAUUUAUUACUUUCUAUCUUUUUCACUUUCUUUACACUUUGUAUUCUAAAGCUUCUUUCUUUCUUUCUUUCUUUCUUUCUUUUGUAUUUCUUCGUCCCCUUUUUUAUUCAACGUAUCUAAUAAUUUUUAUUUUUUAUUCGGAUUUUUUUACAGGUUCAUCCGUUCUUUCUUUUUUAUAUUCUUUCUUUCCUUUUUAUUCGACGUAA
Messenger RNA from Acanthosepion pharaonis, 543 nucleotides. Lineage: Eukaryota; Metazoa; Mollusca; Cephalopoda; Sepiida; Sepiidae. The record is from the annotation of a GenBank genome assembly.